This is a messenger RNA of Solanum lycopersicum (tomato), 396 nucleotides long. Its product is annotated as serine/threonine-protein kinase STY13-like. Gene Ontology annotation, biological process: signal transduction; protein phosphorylation. The record is from RefSeq and is a predicted model, not a curated record. Gene Ontology annotation, cellular component: cytoplasm. Gene Ontology annotation, molecular function: protein kinase activity; ATP binding. Lineage: Eukaryota; Viridiplantae; Streptophyta; Magnoliopsida; Solanales; Solanaceae.
AUGCCAGCUAUCUCGUCCUGCACUGCGAUUGAUCUUGCGAAGGCUCACUUUAUGGAGCAGCAAUUUCAGCAUGAGGUCGCGAUGUUGGCAAAGCAUCCAAAUAUUAUUCGAUUUAUUGGUGCAUGUCGUAAAGCCAAUGAGUCGUGUAUUGUAACUGAAUAUACAAGAGGGGGAUCAGUGUGUCAGUUCCUGCAAAACCAAGUUGUGCCAUUGAAGUUAGCUGUUAAGCUGGUCUUGGAUGUGGAGCAUGUGCAUGGUCUGAAUCUUAUUCAUCGAGAUCUAGAAUCCGACAAUCUACUGAUUGCUGCUGACAAGUCAAUCAAGAUUGCAGACUUUGGUGUUGCUCGAAUUCAAGUGGACAAGACGCUCGAGGCAGCAGGGAGACAGAAAUCAUGA